Messenger RNA from Striga asiatica, 460 nucleotides. The record is from the annotation of a GenBank genome assembly. Lineage: Eukaryota; Viridiplantae; Streptophyta; Magnoliopsida; Lamiales; Orobanchaceae.
UUACACGAAGAAGGGUACCCAAUGUGAUACAAUGUGUACGGGAGUUUCAAAACAAAGAAUUGUGUGCUUGAAUGUUUGGAGACGAGGACAAAAGAUCGAAGUUUUUGAGGGGGAGGAUUCAGUUUUUGGAGAGGAGUAUAAUAAACUUGACUUUAGUCCGGGUGGGAUUAAUACCAUCUUAGAUCAAGGUGACCUCUUUUCCAUCUUACAGUUUUUCGUCAAUGUUCCAUUGUGGUACUUAGCUUUCUGUAAUAUGAGACCAAGAGCUAAUUUGUGUUCACUGGCCCAAAUAAGACUCCCUACACCUUUUUCAAGUGAGUACAUAUUGCCUGAACAAGUGCCAAUUCAAUAUGGUAGCCUUAGAGUUGAUUACUGUGAAUGUGAAUGUGAAUGCAACCCGGACUUCAUUGUAGAUGAUCCAGCAAUGGAGAUCACCGUUAAACCUUCCACUGAAGAAGAC